Molecule: messenger RNA, 7231 nt
Organism: Siniperca chuatsi (mandarin fish)
Lineage: Eukaryota; Metazoa; Chordata; Actinopteri; Centrarchiformes; Sinipercidae
Gene: col15a1b
Product: collagen, type XV, alpha 1b
Exons: 43
Coding region: 658-4800 (1380 amino acids)
Cellular component (GO): basement membrane
Source: RefSeq, a predicted model, not a curated record
ACCUUAUCCUCAAUCUGUGUCUGUGUGCGUUAAACUUAACACGCUGUACAUGUGGCGUGAUGGGUAGACCGAGAGACCACAUGUAUGAUCCAGAGAACAUACACACACACACACACACACACAGAUGGGAGGAGAGGAGAGAGAAGAAAGGAGGAGGAGGAGGGAGUAGUGAACAUACUAACUCUCUAAUCUGCCUGUCUGAGAGAAAAAGGGAGAGAAAAUCAAGUCUGCUGUGUUGUAGAGUGCCAGAGGAGGGGGAGUUUAUAAUUACAUAGGGAGAGAGGAGGGGAGGGAGGGAGAAAAAAGAGAGAUAUCAGGGAGUUACAAACAGUGCAAGAGACAGAGGCGCACAGAGAAAAGGAGGACAUAACGAGAGACAAGAAGAAAAGAAAAGAAAAGAAAGGAGGAGUAACAACAGAGAGGACAGUAAGAACCUGAAAAGUCAUUCCUUGAUUUUUGUGCCACUGGGUCUCCUGGUUUACUGAGAUUUCCUUUUUCACCCUCUGCAGGACUCUGCAUGGGCAAGAAGCGUUGUGUGCAUCCUUUCAUAGCUGGAGACUUAGCACUUAGCCUAUAUGCCUGUUUGCAUGUGUGUAGUAUUUCGUAGCUGCAGUUAACAGGACUGGUUUGUACAUUUAUGCAAUACACACUUAGAGGAUGGGAGCCCUUCGCCUCUCUCUUGCUCUCUUCCUCCUCCUCACCUCUCCUGUACAAGCCCAGUGGUGGAGUUUCAUCUGGGCGAGCCCUAAAACUGGCACCAGGUCUUCUCCUCCCUCCAUUCCUUCCUCCAUCACCUCUCCAUCCAUCACCUUCCUGGGCCCUUCUGACACCCCAGGGACAACAGAAUGGGAAGUAAAGGAGGACAGGGUGACAGAGAAAGCUCUGGAGCAUAGCACUCAGACAGAUGGGUCAGUGCUAGCCCCUCCACCCAGCCCAGGAGUGUCAAUCUUUGGCCACAGCACUGUAGAACCUGGGACCUUACCUCCAGAGGAGAAUGCAGGUGAAGGCAGCAAAGCCAUUUCCCAAUACAAACCACUGAAACACUGGAAGAGUGAGCGAGGCUCAGGAGGUCAUCUGGACCUGACAGAGUUAAUUGGCGUCCCCCUCCCUCCCUCUGUCUCCUUCACUCCUGGAUAUGAGGGCUUUCCAGCCUACAACUUUGGGCCUGAAGCAAACAUCGGCCGGCUCACCAAAACCUUCGUGCCUGGGUCAUUCUACAGGGACUUUGCCAUCAUCGUCACGGUGCGUCCAGCCACUCAGAGAGGAGGUGUGCUCUUUGCCAUCACAGAUGCCCGUCAGAAGGUGGUGGAGCUGGGUUUGGCCCUCACUCCAGUGCGUGGGGGCCUCCAGAGCAUCUUACUGUACUAUACUGACAGAGAGCAAGCUUCCCACAGCCACAAAGCUGCUGCCUUCAGUGUCCCAGAUAUGACCGCCCAGUGGACACGAUUCACGGUGGUGGUGGAGCAUGAAGAGGUGCGCCUCUACAUGGACUGUGGAGAGGCAGAGAGGGCUACUUUCCAUCGGAAGCCAGAAAGACUCACUUUCUCACACGAUUCAGGCAUUUUCGUAUCUAAUGCAGGAAGCACGGGGCUUGAUAAGUUUGUGGGAUCUAUUCAGCAGCUCGUGAUAAAAGAUGAUCCCAGAGCAGCUGAGGAGCAGUGUGAAGACGACGAUCCUUAUGCCUCGGGAUACACCAGUGGAGAUAAUGCUCUGGAUGACAGAGAGACAGACGUGGAAAUGAUGAAGAACACAAAGGAGAGAAAACAUGGCACCGCACAGGAGGACAGUGUUCCCGUCAGAGCUCCACCCACUGAGGCUCCGGAGGUGGAGCUUGAUGAGUACUCCGGUCACCAGACCCCAACACAGGCCAAUGAAGAAAUGCUGAUAAGAGGGCCACACCAGACCGAGGAGCCAGGGGAGAGAUCAGGAGAUGGUCAUGUCAGGCAUGGGUUAAAAGGAGAGCGUGGAGAUCCUGGACCCAGAGGCCCACCUGGUCCCCCAGGCCCCACCCCUCUACCCGGGCAAGCUCAGCCUGGACCUAGAGGGACACAAGGACCACCAGGAAACCCUGGAUCCCCAGGACUGCCAGGGAAAGAUGGACAGCAGGGAAGCAAAGGUGAUAAAGGAGAUCCAGGUCAGAAAGGAUCUCAGGGAUUUCCAGGUUUGAAUGGAGAAGCUGGAGCUAAAGGAGAGAAGGGAGACCCAGGAGUUGGUUUACCAGGCCCUCCCGGCCUCCCUGGGCCUCCUGGACCCCCCAUAUCACGCAGUGUACCCUAUGGAGCAGACGCCCUGGGUUCUGGGUUUGAAGACCUGGACAGCGACACUGAACUCAUUAGGGGUCCUCCUGGUCUACCAGGGCCUCCAGGACCUCCUGGUCCCCCAGGAACCAACAUGUCAUCAUCUGACACAGCUGAAGGCCUCUCUCCAGGGCAUGCUGGACCACCCGGUGCCCCUGGCAGAGACGGGCUCCCAGGCAAACCUGGAUUACCAGGUCCAGCUGGAAAAGAUGGGGCUCCAGGUCUACAAGGAGCUGUGGGAAUGAAGGGUGACCAAGGGUUACCUGGGCCAUCUGGACCAAAGGGUGAAUGUGGGUCUGUUGGUAUGGCAGGGCGCUCAGGGCCACCAGGGCCUACUGGUCCACAGGGGAAGAGAGGCCCAUCAGGUCCCCCAGGACCCCCUGGCCCCCCCGGACCUCCAGGAACCAAAUUCUUUGUAGAGGACAUGGAGGGAUCUGGGAAGAGUGACAUGCUCAUUGGAGCUGGAGUCAGAGGCCCACAGGGUCCCCCUGGCCUACCUGGCCCACAAGGACCUAAGGGUGAGGAUGGAGCUCCAGGCGCUCCAGGGCUCUUUGUCAAGGGUGAGCCAGGGGACCCAGGACCACAGGGUCUUCAGGGUCUUGCUGGACUACCAGGUGCUAGGGGGGCCAAAGGAGAAAAAGGCAAUCCAGGACCCAAGGGUGAUCGAGGCAUUGAUGGACUCAGUAUCCCAGGUCCACCUGGGCCUCCUGGUCCUCCUGGAUCUAUCAUAAAUCUGCAGGAUCUGCUCCUCAAUGUUUCAGAUGGUAUCUUCAACUUCACAGAGAUCAGAGGACCAGCAGGGCCCAUGGGCCCCGAAGGCUUGCCUGGCAGAGCUGGAUUUCCUGGCCCCAGGGGACCAAAGGGAGACAUAGGCCCUCCAGGUAUCCAGGGGCCAGCAGGGUUCAAGGGAGAGAAGGGAGAGCCGGGGGUGACCAUUGCUGCUGACGGAUCCCUCUUAUCAGCAGCAAGAGGCCCCCAGGGGCCCAAAGGCAUCAAGGGUGACCGUGGGUUCCCUGGACCUGCCGGACUUAUGGGCCCAAUAGGACCAACUGGACAAAAAGGAGAAUAUGGCUUCCCUGGUCGCUCAGGACGACCUGGUAUGCCUGGGAGGAAAGGUGACAGAGGAGACACUAUCGGCCUACCGGGACCUCCAGGUCCUCCAGGCCCACCUGGACAGCCAGGAAGAAUUCUUGGGCUGAACGGAACAGUGUUUCCGGUGCGCCCCAGACCGCACUGCAAAAAGGGACGAGAGUCAGGGGGAGAUUCAGUCGGAGCUAAAGGAGACAAAGGAGAUGUGGGAAUACCUGGAGAGCCAGGCACACCUGCACCUGGGUUUCCAGAUGGAAUUGUGGGUGCUAGAGGUGAUCAGGGAUACCAAGGUCAGAAGGGAGAGAAGGGUGACUCUGGUCUGCCUGGUCCUCCAGGACUGCCUGGAAGGUCAGGACUUGUGGGUCCAAAAGGUGAGUCCAUCGUGGGUCCUCCAGGACCUGUUGGUUCUGCGGGCCAGCCUGGAGCCCCAGGGUUUGGACGACCUGGUCCCCGUGGGCCUCCUGGCCCUGCUGGACCCCCAGGACCUGCACCUGCAUAUGGAUCAGCUGUCAGUAUCCCCGGCCCUCCUGGUCCUCCCGGCCCACCAGGAUCUCCAGGAUAUGCCAACCCGGUGACCACCUAUAAGACGAUCCAUGCUCUGAGCAGAGAGACUCAGCGGGCUGCAGAGGGAACCUUGGCCUACGUGUCAGAGAGGGGAGGGGAGCUGUACUUCAGAGCACGCAACGGCUGGCGCAUGAUCCAGCUCGGAGAGUUGAUCCAUAAUGGACCUUCCUCCUCAGCAGAGUCUCAGGGCCUCAGCAGACCUGGAGAAUGGAGCAGCCCACAUAGGAGCCACAGCCAGGAGCUUCAAGAGGGCAGUAGAGGAUAUCAGCCUAGCUAUAAUAUUCUACCACAGACCUUCAACGCUGUACCUGGGCUCCAUCUGGUAGCAUUGAACGCCCCGCUGAAAGGGGAUAUGCGUGGCAUCCGGGGGGCAGACUUCCAGUGCUACCAGCAGGCGCGCUCCAUAGGGCUGACAGCCACCUACAGGGCCUUCCUGUCCUCACACCUUCAGGACCUGGCAACCAUCGUGAGGAAGGCGGACCGCACUGACAUGCCCGUGGUUAAUCUCAAGGGUGAAGUGUUGUUCAGUAGUUGGAUGUCCAUCUUCUCUGGGAAUGGAGGCACAUUUAAUCCGUCCACACCCAUCUACUCCUUUGACGGAGGCAACGUGAUGACUGACUCAACAUGGCCAGAGAAGUUGGUAUGGCAUGGCUCCAGUGCUUUGGGCAUCCGUCUGACCACUAACUACUGCGAGGCAUGGAGGACGGCUGACAUUGCGGUGACGGGCCAGGCUGCGCUGCUGCAGACAGGACGACUGCUAGGACAACACACCCGCUCCUGCUCCAACCACUACAUUGUGCUGUGUAUAGAGAACACAUAUGUGGGGAACACACAUCAAAGGAGGACCUAAAGACAGAGGAAGCACACACUCACACAAACACACAUGCAGGAAUGCUGAAAGUGCAGAGUAGAAAAUGUGACAGUGCACAUACAUUUUAAUUUGAAUGGGAGACACAUACAGGCACAUACACACAUUAUGAUGACAUAUCACUGCAUAGAAAUUACAUUCAAGUACAUAGACAAAAGGCACUUGUGUUGAUACAUGCAAACAUAAAUACACACACGUUAACAUGCGGAAGCAGGCGCCUACACUCAAGCACAGAAAAAUGAAGGCAACAAGCACACGCAUGUGAGUUCCUCUCAUUUUGUUUAGUUUCAUCUUUAGUGCCAAUAUGUAAUCCGACACUUGACGCAUCCAUCCCUGUCUAGAUUGAAAUGAUUUAUAUUCACUAUGAACAUUUACCGGCACAGCAUGUCAUCACACAGGACAUUGCGAUUUACUGUAUGUGUUGUUGAAGUGGAAGAUAUCAGUAGAACUGAAACACUUAACAGACAACAAAAACACAUUCUGACAAAAGUAAUGUCGACUUGAUAUUCACUGCGAUGGAUUAAACACCUUAAACAAAUCUGCCAAAUGAUUUUCAUAUAGGGAAAGGUAUGAAAACCAAUGGCUGUUUAGAACAGUAAAAAAAAAAGUGCAUUACAUUUGAUUAAAUACAACAGCAUGGUUUGCAAAAAUGGUUCAUUGUGAUGUAAAAUAUACAGUAUGAUUUAUGAUUUGUAGUAAAUGGGCUAAAACUUCCAAUUUCCUUUGCAGGGAAACAACAUAGUCUUUAUCAAUACUAUUGUGAAUUCUUGGGAUUUAUUUUUUAUUUUUAUGGAACAGAAUUUUGGGUAAACAUGGUCCAUUUACAAAUUUCAACCUCAAUUCUGAACAUGACAGUGUUGUAGUUUAGGUCUUGUUUAUCAAAGCUAGCUGUUUUCAAAGACUUGUGAAGAUACAGGCUAUAUUUACACUGCAGAUAAGGCUGGCAACAUUCUAUAUUUCUGUUACUGUCGACAAACCCCAUGAUGAAAACCAACCAAUGUGUUAGUCCGUCUCUUAGCCCCAAGACCACUGGUUGCUAAUGAAGACGUCACUCAAACAGGAGGACAUUUGUUGGGGACUAUUUUCAGCUGUGGAUUAAUCCACAUUUGGUACUUUAGUGAGUAUUUUAGGCAGCAGGACGGUGUGUGUGGGAUUAAAAUAAACCGCAGUGUGUAUGUUCGUGGUAAUGUGUGACUCAUCAAGGUGUUGUUAAUAGUUUUUAGACAAAAAUGGAGCUCUAUGGCACAGAGGAAUAAGAGAUAUAUCAGGCUUUGAUACACACACAACACUUGUUAGUAGGAUCGAUUCAUUGUUGUUUUUGGUCUUUAAAUGAGAUUUGUUGACAAUAAGAAAAAUAUGGAAUAUCACCAGCCUUAGCUUUUAGGUAUGAGCACAUUGUGAAUAUUAGGAAAACAUAUGGUAUACUGUACACAUGUAAUGAGAUGUUUCUUUUGUCAGACUUUUUAUUUGAGUGAGUGUUACCCUCUAAUGUCAGACAUCAUCCAUUUCUCACUGUCAUAUUUUAGAUGUAAAUACACUGUAUGUAAAUGACUUCCUCCUAGCAAAGUCAGCCAGUCACAGCAUCACUUCUGUUUCCUCCAUUUUAUUUUUCAGGCCACUGAAAAGCCAAAAAAAAAACAAAAAAAAAAAAAACUGGCUGGAUUUUACCAAAAACAUUUUACCACUAAGAUCUUCUCUCUAAUUGUUGAAUCUACAGAUAAGAAACAAAUAUUAAAGAGAUUAGUUGUGCAAGAUUUAAAUAAAAAUGAAUGAACCAAGGUAUAAUGUAGGAGAGAAUACACAGAUAAUAUUGAAAGCUUAAUUUGUAAUCGCAGUAUUGCGCCCCCUGCUGAAAAAUGAUUAACUCACCAGCUAAUUGGCAUCCCAUAAUCCAGUAUUAAAGAUUGAUUGUCUUUAUAAAUUCAAGUCCAAAUCAGAAUUUUUUCUGGUUUUCUGCUGAACUUUAGACCUGCUGCUUGCAAUAAAGUGAUUUGAACUAGUCUCCACGUUAACACCAGUGCUUUAGCAUUAGUAUUAGAGUUUAAACUCGAUGUAUGAGUUUAUUAAUUUAUACAGUAGCAGGACAAAGUGUGAAAAUCUAGUGAGUUGGAACAUGUAUAUACAGUAUAUAUGUGUCGUUAUUGUCCAAAUGUUUUUUACUCUGUAGAGGUAGAUUUUGUGUGACUCACCCUAAAUGAUUUUCUCUCACCAAGAGUUGAUUGAUAUGUAGUUCCAGUGUUCUGGCUGAAAGGCGCACACCGUUUGAAAUGUUUUGAUUUUUAAAGUUUUCCUGAUGUGUGAUUCUGAUGUUACUGUUCAAACAAAACUUGAGCUUCUGAGAAAAAAUUACUGACUGUUGUACUGACUGACUGGUGCUCACUGAAUAAAUGUCUUAUUUUGUGUUUUUUUUUAA